AAUUUUUACAUUGCAGCCUCUUCAAGAAAAUAGCCAGUACCUUAGAUAUUUUGAAUGAGGUAGUUUUUUUUUUGUUGGUAAUAUAGAGUGUGUAAAUGUACAAAAAUGAGAGUAUGCAGAAAUUUAUACAAGAAUUUUUUCCGGGUGAGAUGAAAAAAACAAAACGGAUAUUAUUUAAUUAUUAACACUUUUUAAUAUAAUACAUGUAAGGAGAAUUUUCAUUCAAUUGCAUUUUAUCCAAUCGAUAAUGUGAUUAAUCAUGAUAACCGGUUUGGAUUGACAGUAUUUCAAAAUAAAUUAAUUGUUUACUAAAAACGAGGCAUUUAUAUAAACCGCGCAAUGCGACGUUGUCGCUUCUUCAAGAAAGUAGCCGGCACCUUAGAUAUUUUGAAUGAGGCAGUGUGCAGUAAAGAUACAAAAAUAAUGAUGACAUAUCCCGUUCCCUUUAUCAGUGUUCUCUUAUAUGCCGGAAAACACGUCAACUUAUCAAAAAAAAAUUAACAUCCCCAUUUUUUGGAUAUUAUAAUAAAUUGCCUUUAUUGUUGUAUAUUAUAAAUAUAAAAUAAGUAUUUAUAUAUAUAAAAGCUACUCCACUUAACCUGCUCUUAAAUAUUUAAAUUGAAAACUAAAUAGGAAAUAUAUAAAUACGUAGUAUAAUAGUAUAAAUACAUUGAUAAAUUAGAUAUAGUAUAAUAGAUAAAUGUAAUAGUAAUACGGAACAAUAGAAAGUUAUUAAAAAUAAAAAGAAUAACAUUGAAAAUCAAAUUAUUUGAGUAGUUUUAACCUGCAAUAUUUUUUAAAGAAUUUAAUUGAAUGUGAUUUUACUGAAUCGUAGACGCCAAAAAGUACUUAAAAGUACUCUCAAUUUUCAGCCAAGUUCCUGGAUUGUGUGGGAAAUCCUAUCAAAUUUACGCAAGCCGAAAAUAAAUCUGCAGCAACUGUUUUCAAUUUUUUGCAAUCUAUAUUUAUUAAUACUAUCAAGACAUUGCUAAAAAGAUAUUGCUAAAAAUAGAAGUAAAAUAAUGAUUGUUGUUGAUGAUGUUUGUUUUUAAACAUAUUUAAAGUUUUCCAUAUAUGUUUAGAGUUCCUAGAAUCGAAAUUGUAAGACAAAUUUUUUGUUUACGUACUGCACUUGUAACAACAUUCCUUAUUUCUUUAUAAGCAAUGUAGUCAGCGAUAGAUUUGGAUUUUUUAUAUUUAGACAAUAGACUAUCUCCCAUUUUCCUCAUUUCACGAAUAGUAUGUGUUAACCAAGGAGCACAGGUUUGGUGAUCUUAGAAAUCACAAAAGGAGCAUGUUUAUCAAACAAAGAAGUUAUGCAUACUUAUUUUCUGAUCAAUAUAAUUUUCGUGAAUGAUGGGAUCCCAAGGGAUGAAAAGAGUCAUUAUUGAAAUUCCGAAAACAUGGCGAUCGACAGAAGGAAAAUUUGAUUUGACAAAAAACUGCGAGGUGAUCAGAAAAACUAAGAAGAUGGAACGGCAACGUCGCCCCGCCGAAACGCCCGAAAAUAUCGACCAAACAAGAAUCGCGACGGACGCCAUGCAAGAAGCCUCAGCGCCUGAAGAUCUACGCCCCGUGUCCCCGGAGGGUCCGCCCCCCUAUCUCCCACAAGCGGAAGACUCCACCGAGCGGGCCGCGCGGCUGGAGGCGGCGUGGGCGGGCGGGAUGGGGCGGUGGAGUCCGCGGUCGGGCCUCACCGGUACUUUCCCCGUCGCGGACCGUUAUUCGAUUACCAGGUGCGACCCUGCCGAGUGGAGGGCUCGAAACGAGCGAGUGCUAGAGGCGGCCGCGACGCGGCGGCGAAAUUUCGGGGCGGUGCUGGAGGCGGCGACCGCCGAAAUCGACGAGACGCAAACCGCCACCGACGCGGCGCGGCGACGAAACACGGACAGGCUCAACUGCCGUCGGGCGGACAUUUUGCGGUUGAAAACUGACCUGGAGCUUGCCGCGGCCGCCGUCGCCGAAGAGACGGGCCUCCUGGAGGAGCAGAGGCGACGACUCAAGCGGGCCGCGGCAGUUUUGCUCGUGCCCGAAUCCGUGACGACCGAAUGUCUGGACCGGAGGACCGACAGGUCCGACACGGAGCUCAUCCGCGACGAGGUCGAAGAAGCCCUGGCAGAGGAGGCGGCCCUUUGCUCGGACGUAAGGCGAACUUUCGCAAAAUGUCUCGAGGACCUGGAAAAACAGUCGGCGGACAAUCGAACCGCGUCGCGGAUGGUCCAGACCGACUGGAGCGGCAAGAGAGGCGCCCUCGACAUCGACACUGAAUGUUCGAUGCUCGAUCUGCGCUCUGGGACGUUGAUGAGGUGCCCCGUGACAACGUUCUCGGAGGACCAAUCGACGCCCGACUACUGGGAGCGCUUCACGAGGGAGACGAUAGCUGAGGCGGAAUCGACGACGCGCCGCUCCGUGGCGCUACGAGCGACCUUGGACGACACACUCGGAAACGCCGCGCGCGAUCUGCGCACACAGGCCGACAAAGUGGACGCGGCCCUUCGCGAAACAGCCCGCCGCACGGAGGAAGCCCUCAAGGGGCUCGAGCGCGAGCUGAAGAUCACAUUACGCGAGAUAGCACGAGCCGAAGAGCUGGUACAGAGUCUCCGCGAGUGUAUGGGGAGAUUGGAGGGGCCCGCGAAGGUGGUCCAGACUCGCCUGGAGCGGAGGCGCCACAGACACGGAGUGGACAACUGCAUGGACGACACCCAAGACGGGCUCCACGCGGAGAUCGCCACCGUCGAGGGACACGCGUCCGUUUUAAGGGGGCGCCUGAGCGAGGUGCAAAAAUCUCUCCGAGAGCUCGUCGAGGGCAAGGGAGCGUUGCAGAGGGAGAUCCUGCUAAAACGCAAGAGCCUGGAAAUCGACGGGGAUCGGUUGCCAAGAAUACGAGCCGGUUUCCCGUCGGCCGUUGCAAUGUCCGGAUACUAAUGAUAAAG
Molecule: messenger RNA, 2933 nt
Organism: Cylas formicarius (sweet potato weevil)
Lineage: Eukaryota; Metazoa; Arthropoda; Insecta; Coleoptera; Brentidae
Product: tektin-3
Exons: 1
Coding region: 1354-2925 (523 amino acids)
Biological process (GO): cilium movement involved in cell motility; cilium assembly
Cellular component (GO): microtubule cytoskeleton; nucleus
Source: RefSeq, a predicted model, not a curated record